Molecule: messenger RNA, 674 nt
Organism: Rubroshorea leprosula
Lineage: Eukaryota; Viridiplantae; Streptophyta; Magnoliopsida; Malvales; Dipterocarpaceae
Source: the annotation of a GenBank genome assembly
CUCCAUCGCUCUGGUGUCAGUAGCAGGGAAUGACUAUUUUGCUUAUGUUGUUAAGAAUGAUAACGACGAUAAGAAUUUGCCUGCCUUUACUACAUCACUAAUUGAUCAGCUUGCUACAAACUUGGAACGAAUUCAUAGCUUGGGAGUGAGGAAAAUCGCGAUUACUGCAAUUGAGCCAAUGGGAUGCUUGCCUGUGGCGACUGCCUCUUCUUCAUAUAAAAAUUGCAGCAAAGCUGGGAACUUGACCUCCAAGUUUCACAACGAGAUAUUGGCAAAAACAGUACAAAAGUUGAACGAGCAGAGAAAGAGAACCAACAAAUCUGCGUUCGUGAUGCUUAAUCUCUACGAUGCAUUCCUUUCUGCAAUGAAGAAGCACAGAAAGCACACAGGGAGUUUGAAGGUGAAGAUGAAUCCAUUGGAACCAUGUUGUGUGGGUUCGUGUGGGAGUGUGGAUAAGAGUGGGGUAAAGCUAUAUAAUGUGUGCAAGAAACCAGAGGCUUCAUUCUUCUGGGACUCAGUACACCUUUCACAGAAUGGAUGGCAAACAGUUUACUUGGCUCUAAGAUCUUCCCUCCGCAAACUCAUCCGAAUAUAAUGCUUACUUAGACAGCAAUUAUGUUUUCCUCUUUUUUUCUUCUUUUUAUUUUUCGAAAAAAUAAAAGUUUCGCUGUCCG